UACAUACCAUGGCAAGUCAAUUGCCUUAUCACUGAAGUGGUGUAUGUGUGAAGAUAUGCAUGAGGAUCAAGGACUGGAGUGACGUUGUGCUGCCAGAACACUAUUGUGCAAGGAAUUGGUGAUCUUCAUGCUUACUGCCUUCUCAUGUAUACAGGUGUACUCUGAAUAGCCUAUGACUGCUUACCAACUCACUGUAGCAAAGUGUCCACAAUUACUCAGGCAUAUGUCUCUGUACCAUGGACACUGUGUGACUGCUCUAUGCAGUAGUAUAAUUAAUCAGUGUAUACACAAUAAAUGUGCAUUAAUUCAGUACAAGACUAGUGUAUUGUCUUGUCCAUCUGAAAUAUUAUACGCACCUGUCCAGGAAUUGUAACUCUGUUGAGGUAAGGAUGUUGGAGCAUACAGUCCAAGGGACUAUUUGAAGCUGAGUUCACAUUCCAAGCUUGACUGCUACGAGUGACUGAUGAAUCUGUAUUGUGAGCAAGACUCUAGAAGAGUACUAGCAGUAAUGGGGCUGGCAGACCUUAUCACAGAUGAGAACUCUGUACGGUGUGCUGUGGUCCAUAAGGAAUGUCUUGUCCAGUGCUGCAGUUUCCAUCUUUUACUCAGUUAAGCAGCUUUGAGUGUCAGUGCCUUUCUCACUGAGAACUGGCACCCCCUUGCGAAACAGUAUGCUAUGUAAAAAGUUGGAGUCUUUAUCAUUCAUACAACUAACUAACCAUCUUAGUCCUUCCUGAUAUCCUGUAAUUGUGUGUUGCUGUCAGUAAAACUAUGUAAUGUAGCACUUGGCAGUUUGUCAGCACAGUGUGUCUCUGUGGGAUGGUUGAUUUGCCAACGGGAAGCAUCAGGCUUAAUGGGUGGGAGUGCCAAAUCCUCGGAUUUUCCAAGAAAUGCUUUUCCACGUGGAAUUUCCCAUGUCGUGGAUGAUAGGCCAGUUGAGAGAAUAAAAGGCUGUAGUAAAGGCAGGGGAUUAUGCAGUCCAGACACUUGGAGCUGAACUUAUUCUUCAAGUCCGUAUUCGGCAAUUUAGCAACAGAAAGCAGACCCUGAGAAAUACUACAGAAGACUUUUGCCACCUGGCCACCACAAUCUCUAUCUGCUUAAAAGAAAAACUCGGAAACAUGAUUUGCUUGUGGUUCCUAUCUCUUCUUACUUAUGGGCUUACACUACUGCAGGGGGCAAAUGGUUGGACAUACCAUUAUUCAGACACAAACAUGACCUACAGGGAAGCAGAGCUGUGGUGCAAAAAGAGAUAUACUAAUAUGGUUGCCAUUCAGAAUAAGGAGGAAAUCAACUAUCUCAAUAACUUCCUACCCUUCAAUCCGGGUUACUACUGGAUUGGAAUCAGAAAAAUUAAUGAGGUGUGGACCUGGAUUGGAACUAACAAAGAACUGACAGAAGAGGCAAAAAACUGGGCUUCAGGUGAGCCAAAUGGCAAAGGGAACAACGAGGACUGUGUUGAAAUCUACAUUAAAAGAGGGAAGGAUGAUGGAAAAUGGAAUGACGAACAGUGUGAGAAAAAGAAGGUCGCCUUGUGCUACACAGCUUCUUGCAAUCCAUCUCUCUGCAGUGGCCGUGGAGAAUGCAUAGAGACUAUUAACAAUCACAGCUGCAAUUGUAACCCUGGAUUCUACGGGCCAGAAUGCGAGUUUGUUGAGAGCUGUGAUCCCCUAAAGAAACCUGAUCAUGGGAGCCUUGUGUGCAACCAUCCAUUGGAGAACUUCAGCUACAACUCAUCCUGCACAGUUCAGUGUGAGGAAGGCUAUGAAUUGACUGCAUUGGAAUCUGUGUACUGUACUUCUUCUGGGGUCUGGUCUGCCUCCCUUGCAGCAUGCAAAGCUGUAACCUGUCCUGCCUUGGAAAUGCCUCUUCAUGGUGCUGUGAACUGCACCCAUUCCUCUGUGGAGCUCACCUGGGGUGCUACCUGUGAGUUCACCUGUGAGGAAGGAUUUACCCUGACAGGACCAGCCACACUGCAGUGUGGGUCUUCUGGGGCUUGGGACAGGCAGCAGCCAUCCUGUGCAGCUGUGCGGUGUGAGGCUGUAACCUGGCCAGAAGGCUUUGUGACCUGUGACCACGCUCCUGCAGAUCUUGCCUAUGGCUCACGUUGUGAUUUCCACUGCAGUGAGGGCUAUGUUCUGGAUGGCCCAUCCAGCAUUGAGUGCACAGCACAGGGACAGUGGUCAGAGGCACCACCAGUAUGUAGAGCUGUAACCUGUCCUGCCUUGGAAAUGCCUCUUCAUGGUGCUGUGAACUGCACCCAUCCCUCUGUGGAGCUCACCUGGGGUGCUACCUGUGAGUUCACCUGUGAGGAAGGAUUUACCCUGACAGGACCAGCCACACUGCAGUGUGGGUCUUCUGGGGUUUGGGACAAGCAGCAGCCAUCCUGUACAGCUGUGCGGUGUGAGGCUGUAACCUGGCCAGAAGGCUUUGUGACCUGUGACCACGCUCCUGCAGAUCUUGCCUAUGGCUCACGUUGUGAUUUCCACUGCAGUGAGGGCUAUGUUCUGGAUGGCCCAUCCAGCAUUGAGUGCACAGCACAGGGACAGUGGUCAGAGCCAGCACCAGUAUGCAGAGCUGUAACCUGUCCUGCCUUGGAAAUGCCUCUUCAUGGUGCUGUGAACUGCACCCAUUCCUCUGUGGAGCUCACCUGGGGUGCUACCUGUGAGUUCACCUGUGAGGAAGGAUUUACCCUGACAGGACCAGCCACACUGCAGUGUGGGUCUUCUGGGGUUUGGGACAGGCAGCAGCCAUCCUGUGCAGCUGUGCGGUGUGAGGCUGUAACCUGGCCAGAAGGCUUUGUGACCUGUGACCACGCUCCUGCAGAUCUUGCCUAUGGCUCACGUUGUGAUUUCCACUGCAGUGAGGGCUAUGUUCUGGAUGGCCCAUCCAGCAUUGAGUGCACAGCACAGGGACAGUGGUCAGAGCCAGCACCAGUAUGCAGAGUUGUACAGUGUGAACCACUGAGCUCCCCUGAGAAAGGAUCUAUGGAUUGCUCAGAUAGUGCUGGGAACUUCACAUACAACACAGUGUGCCACUUCAAUUGUCUGGAAGGAUGGCUGCUGAAUGGUUCUCAUGUUCUGGAGUGUAAUCAUUCAGGAAACUGGAGUGCAAGUCUGCCCACGUGUGAAGCUUCUGAGCAAGUCAGCUAUGUCUCUGUAGGAGUAGCAGCCACAAGUGCCUCUCUGUUGUCCACAGCAUCAUUCCUCCUUUGGCUUGCAAGACAUUUCCGAAGAAAAGCAAAGAAAUUUACUCCUUCCAGUAGCUGUCAAAGCCUAACCGUUGAAGGUAGUUUCCAAAGUGCUGGCCAGACUGUCUAAGUCCAGGUGUUUCAGGAAUUGAAGCCAUCUUUACUUUUGUCUCGGAUUUCCAGAGAGUGAAACUGCAUGCAAAUCAGCAGCUGUCCAGAUGUUUUUACCUCUUGCUGACAAGAUGAUUGACCUUGUGUAUUGUUCAGAAAUGCUAAACUCAAGCUGUCUGGUAUUUCCAUUGAAGACAAGCAGAGUAAAAACCUCUGGCCUUCUGGCAAAAUACUGUCUACAUUAAGUCAUGUAGUUAUCAUAACUGGGAGCUUGCCAUCUCUUGUCCAGAUGGUGAGCAAAUAGUAAGCUGCUGCCUAAAGAGGAGGCUGGUUUCUCCUCUGGGCUACUCAAAGGUACCUAGGUGAGGUGAAGACAUGCAUUAUUUCACAUCACUUACUACACUGCUGGAGAUGUCUCCUCUGGAGACAUAUGGGUUACACUUGCAGAAACAGAAUAAUCAGGAUGAAAAAAUAUUCGUUGAAUAGUUUUGAAACCAUUGAUCUGGUUUGUUGCUGAAGUCAAUUUCAGAGGAUGUCCCAGUCAAGAAACACUCAUGUAGUGAUACGGGCAAUUAUUUGGAUUUCUGUUGCAUGUCCCAGAAAGCCUGGGGACUUUAAUUUUUUUAAUUUUUUUUUCUGUAAUAGCACUAAGAACUGUAGUGCUUAUAUUAGGUACUCUGUUUUCUGAAUGCAGCAAGUAGGUCUGAAAUGGUCUCAUCCCUGUGGGAUUGUGCACUGUAAUACAGGUGUAUACACAAAUUUAAUUGCAUUUUUUACUAUGGAUACUUCUGUGCUGUUAACUAAAUGGAUUAUAAAAUACUUGAGUAGGUGUGUGGCCACUG
Neopsephotus bourkii (Bourke's parrot) is the source of this 4143-nucleotide messenger RNA. RefSeq names its product selectin E (gene SELE). Gene Ontology annotation, cellular component: external side of plasma membrane; membrane. Gene Ontology annotation, biological process: heterophilic cell-cell adhesion; response to cytokine; leukocyte tethering or rolling. NCBI's taxonomy places the organism in Eukaryota, Metazoa, Chordata, Aves, Psittaciformes, Psittacidae. The transcript has 16 exons. The record is from RefSeq and is a predicted model, not a curated record. Gene Ontology annotation, molecular function: sialic acid binding; oligosaccharide binding. Bases 1122 to 3320 code for a protein of 732 amino acids.